Messenger RNA from Spodoptera littoralis (African cotton leafworm), 996 nucleotides. NCBI's taxonomy places the organism in Eukaryota, Metazoa, Arthropoda, Insecta, Lepidoptera, Noctuidae. The record is from the annotation of a GenBank genome assembly.
AUGGCGGUGUACGCGGCGCACUUGACGCGGACGCUGCAAGGUACUCCGAGCGUAUUUCAAGUCACGGCACAGGAGGCGCUCGGGUCUACCGUGAAACCUGCGCUACGGAAAGUUGUAGAGUUCCUGUCAGUGACAUAUCCCACCAAGUGUGGCUGGUGUCUACGCUAUUAUGACGAGCUGUAUCUGCUGUUUGAUACAUGUCUACAGUACUACUACCUCAAGCAUUAUGCGGCAUCAUUCUCCGAGAGUUUCUACGACCUCCUCCGAGUGCCAACAGUCACGAAUGAGUUCACGACGGGACAGCAGCUCCCUGUCCACCUGGAGCGAGCCUCACUGGCACUGCUCGUACUGGUACCAUACAUACAGGACCGGCUCGAGGCGCUAGUGGAGCGGUGGAGGGAGGAUGAUGAGGAUGGCAGGCUUGGAAAGUCUGCACCGGACAGAGUCCGUCGUGCCGCAGUGGUAGUAUGGCGCGCCGUGCGCGUGGCGAGCUGGGCGGCGCGCGCCGUGUGGCUGGCGCGGUACGUGGCGGGGCGCGGCGCGGCGCACUCGCUGUCGCUGGCAGUGCUCGGCCUCGGCCUGCGCCCCGCGCCGCCUCGCCCGCCCUACCAGUACACGUGGGGAGAUCUCAUACGGAAUCUAUUCACUGGACAGUUCAGUGGCGCGGAGUGGUUCCCCCUGGUGGGCGGCGGCGCGCUGCGCGUGGUGGAGUACGGCGCCUUCGCGGUGCAGUUCCUGCGCUGGUGGGACACUCGCGCCGCGCCCACUACUAGUCUACCUACACCGCCGCCGCCGCAGCGAGACGAGCGAGCAGUGCGUUGGAAGAACAAGUGUCCAAUAUGUCUGCAGUCCUGGAAGAUACCAACUGUAUUACCGGUGUCAGGCUACGUGUACUGCUACGCCUGUAUAGCGCGCGAGCUCCGCGCGCGGCCGCAGUGUCCGGUCACCGCGCUGCCGGCCACUGAGGCCAGCCUCGUCAGACUAUACGUCGACUGA